CGCGCCCAGCGACGGCUCCUUCGUCCGGCUCCUCGCCCUCGCCAUCUUGCGCGCGCGGCCAGCUCGCCUCCACUCCAACCUCGAGUACGUCGCGCGCUUCGUCGACCCGCACCAGCUCUGGUCGCCGGAGGCGGGGGAGCCCUUCACGAUCGCGCGCGCCGCGGUGCAGUACCUCGCCCACCUCGACCCCGCGGCACUCUCGACGCCGUCGCACGGUCGCGGGUGA
This is a messenger RNA of Emiliania huxleyi CCMP1516, 226 nucleotides long. RefSeq lists its product as hypothetical. The transcript has a single exon. The annotation marks the transcript as partial. Lineage: Eukaryota; Haptophyta; Isochrysidales; Noelaerhabdaceae. The record is from RefSeq and is a predicted model, not a curated record.